UGUACAUGUUUCCUCACAACCACUAUGUAAGAUCAUUACCACCUUUCAAGUCAGCAACAUCCGGGACAGUGUCCUCCAACAGCAGAAAGUCGGAAGGUUGUGCAUCCGACAAAGACGCUCUGGUGGACAGGCGGGCGAGCGACAGAUGAGAACAGCGGACUGGCUUUUGGUUUUUUUUCACUCUCCUGACUGGGCAUGAGAAGACAACCAUGAAGGUCACGCUGAAUGUCGUCGCCUUGCUGGCCGCCCUGGUUGGCAUUUUGAGCUUCGUUUUCUUGGUGGCCGCCAUCAGCACAGAUUUUUGGUAUCUCAUCGAUGCUUCGGAGCUGGAGAAGACCAGCAACCGCACAGAAAGCAUGAGUUCCCACUCAGGGCUAUGGCGGACCUGCCAAGUUAAAAACGGCUGCAGGUCUUUGGCAAAUCCCUUUGGGUUUGAGAGAGCAAACAUCACCACUUCACAUGAGCACCUACUAAACAUGCACGGAGCUUUUGUGAUCCUGCUUCCGCUCAGCCUCAUCCUGAUCGUCUUUGCGGGAAUGACCGGAUUCAUCAGCAUCCUGGCUGGGGCUUAUUUCCUCAUCGUGUUCACUGGCUUCUUCUUCCUUUUUGGAGCUCUCAUCACGUUGGCCGGCGUCAGCCUCUACAUCGCCCACUCUGCCCUAGCAUUCAGGGAAGCCACCUUCAUCCUGGGGAAAGGAAGCGUCCUGGAACGCCUUGACAUCCAGUUUGGCUGGUCGUUGGCGUUGGCCUGGCUCUCUUUUGUGGCGGAGGUGCUGACUGGGCUGGCGUUUCUCCUGGCUGCCCGGAUCUUGGACCGUCUGCGGCGUCAGGAUUGCUCGAUAUGAUGGGAGUUCAGUAAUGCAGCCCGUACAUUGGGGACCUCUUUGGCUAAAAGGUUUCGACACUUGCGUCCCAACUCUUUCGUCCCUGCUAUUACCCUUCACAGUGUCUGCUUUCCUUCCAAGUCCUUUUUCUUUCAUGGGGUCGGGUUGCUGCUAAGAUGACAGGCCUUUUGGGGCAAGGAGUCCGAGCAAUGACAUCUUAGCACCAGUCUUCCCCCGAACAGGGAUUCCCAGGUGUUGUGGACUACAACUCCCAUCACCUCCAAGCCGAAGCCAUUGCAGCGGGGGAAUUCAGGGAGUUGUAGUCCACAACAUCUGGCUUAGCCCACAUGGGAAAAUUAAAUUCUGCCCCCAGAAAUCCUAAAAGCUGCAUUCGGCAGAAAAGGCAGAUUUUAGGAUUUCGGACCCGCUGCCUCGAGGGAAGGAGCAGAGGUGCCCACUCCCCUUUCAAAAGAAAGACGUAUGUCAGUAAGAGGGUGGUCUUGAUUGGCAAUACAGAUCCGGCAUCCCCAUCAUGCAAAUGGGAAUGCAGAUCUGCUUACUUUCUCCAUCCACCCACCUCCACUUCCCCCACACAUCCACACUGGGGAGGGGUCAUUUGAAAACAGCCUAUACAUGCAUAAACCAAUAUUGCUUUGGUCAGUCCCUUGGAGCGGGGGAGUGAGACCAUACAAAUUUGGGCGACACAUCUAGGCUUUGAUGUAUGUGGUUCAACUGUGGCUAGUCUGUCCCUGUCUGGAUCUGUGAGAUGGUGGAGAUGGGGCUUAUAUGAGGAGGAGAAAAGGCUGGAGGGUUUAUGUUUCUCCUUACUCCAUGGGCCAGAUUGGGCUAUAAGCAGAGGCGUUCUUACCCCUGGACUUCGGGGCUGAAGUCCAGGGCCCCCACACCUCCUGCUCUCCCCACAAUCCUUUUUUGUCUGUCCUGGGUGGGGUGGUUUGUGCCCUCAAGAACCAACGUGUUAAAAAAGCCAGCAUAGCAUAGUGAUUAGAGUGUUGGACUAGGACCGGGAAGACCUGAGUUUGAAUCCCCAUUCAACCAUGAAACUCACUGGGUGACUCUGGGCCAGUCAUGUAGCUCUCAGCCUAACCUACCUCACAGGGUUGUUGUGAGGAUAAAAAUAAGCAAGUACAUCACUCUGCGCUCCUUGGAGGAAGAGCAGGAUAUAACUGUUUUAACAAAAGAGUAAAACUUAACUGCAGUAGCAGGGGGCUCCAAAGGCUUUUAGGUCCAGGCUCCAAAAUUACCUAGGUGCACCUCUAGCUAUAAAUAUUGCCUGAACCAACCCAAUGAGGGUUGGAUAAUUUUCACAGAGAGGGGCAGGAGAGGACUUGGUCUUAAACAAACCACCUCCCACAAAACGUGCAUGGGCUAUGGAGAAGUCCUGUAGCAGAAUUGUGGCUUUGCUGUGAAUCCUCCGGUUUCAGCACCAGAAAGAAUUUUGAAGGAAAACUCUGUGGUCUCUGCUGACAUCGCGUGGCUGGAACAGGAAACUGAACAGACUACAACAGUCAAGGGGAAAAAAAUGGGAAAUAACCUCAAAAGAAUGGAAUCGUAGCUGAGGCAAUAAUGGAGUUGGCCUCUAGCUUGGAUGGCUUUAAAAGGGGCUUAGACAAAUUUGUGGUACAGUGGGGAAAUGACUUGAUUAUUAAGCCAGAGGUUGCUGGUUCGAAUCCCUGCUGGUAUGUCUCCCAGACUAUGGGAAACUCCGAUAUCGGGCAGCAGCGAUAUAGGAAGAUGCUGAAAGGCAUCAUCUCCUACUAUGUGGGAGGAGGCCAUGGUCAUCCCCUCCUGUAUUCUACCAAAGACAACCACAGGGCUCUGUGGGUGCCAGGAGUUGACACUGACUUGACAACACACUUUACUUUUACCUUUAGACAGAUUUAUGGAGGGCAGGUCUAUCGAUGGCCACCCCCAACUUUAAAAGGGUUUUUUUUGGUCUAAGCUUUAAAAGCGGCUUAGACAAGUUUAUGGAGGACUCGUCGAUCAAUAGGCCACCUCCAGCCUCAGAGGCAAGAUGCCUCUGAAUACCAGUUGCAGGGAAGCAGUAGCAGGAGAGGGGGGCAUGCCCUCAGCUCCUGCCUGUGGGCUUCUCAGAAGCAUCUGUUGGCCACUGUGGGAAACAGGAGGCUGGACUAGAUGGGCCUCCUUGGGCCUGAUCCAGCAGUGCUCUUCUUAUGUUCUUAUCAUUGCCGAAUGGGGGCGAGGGGUGUAGUGGUUAGAUGGCCAGUCCUGGUUAUAGUUUAGUUUCCUGUUUCUUUGGGUCUCUUUGUUGCCAGAAAACAAGUGGUAAACUUAACUUAUUUUUAAGAGUGAGUCGGACCCUGGAUUAUUUUCUGGGACCCAGCGAGUCUAAGGGACUCUCCUUCAGUGUUCCUGGUAACAGAGAAUCCCCGAUGCUGUUGAGUACAACUCCCAGCAUCCUCAGUUGCCAUGGUAUUUGGCAGGGGAUGCUGGGAGUUGUAGCCACAGCAACUGGGAUUGGCCCAAAUGGAUGUGGCUAGCGUCCCUCUGGUCUAUCUGCCACUGGGGGAGGGGGGGAGAAGUGAGAAGCACUGCUCCCUCCCUGCAGGCACCUUGUGGCCACGGGGUAAGGGGAAAAGAGUUCCCCCCCCCCCCCGGAGGUUUGGUGGGGUGGGCGUGGGGUGGCUGCCAAGGCCCCCCGGCAUUUGGAGCCCCCCCGGACCUUGGAGGACCGGACCGGGUCCCCAAGGUCCGGUGGUUUGUGUGCCUCUGUCUGUGAGUCUGUAUGCUUGCCUGCUACAAAGCUGGUCUAUAAAGAACCCAUUGACAUGCGAAUCACUGCCUCCCCAGCCCCCUGACCCCUGACCCCCACACCCCUUCACGUCUAAAGGUAAGGUUAACCCUUCACUUUCUGUCUAGGAACAAUUCAACUAGCAUAGCAUUGCUAUCCCAACCAAUGGAAGUUGUGGCUGGGGACAUUUGGGGAAGAGAAAGACCUCAGUGAUAGAGCUCGCACUAUCCCAGAAGUCUACAUGGGAACAGAGGAAGCUGCCUUCUACUGAGUCAGACCCUUGGUCCCUCUAGCUCAGUAUUGUCUACCCAGACUGGCAGCGACUUCUCCAAGGUUGCAGGCAGGAGUCUCUCCCAGCCUUAUCUUGGAGAGGCUGCUAGAGAGGGGACUUGGAACCUUCUGCAUACAAGCAGGCAGGUGCUUUUCUCAGGAGCAGCCCCAUCCUCUUAGGUAGCCUGCUCAACUUUGCCCCCCGCCCCCAUCUGUUUUUGGACUACAACUCCCAUAAUUCCCAGUCACAGUGACCAAUAGCCAGGGAGUAUGGGAGUUGUAGGCCAACAUCUGCAGAAGGGCUGAAGCUGAGCAGCCCUGCCCUAAAGGGAAUGCCUUACAGGGCUCACUCCUGUAGUCUCCCUUUCAAAUGCAAGGAAGUGUGGACCCUGCUUAGCAAAAGGGACAAUUCAUGCUUGCUACCACAAGACCAGCUCUCUGUGACUGAAUCCUAGAGGCCCCUCGGGGGAUUUCGAUUCGUUUCGUCCCAUUCCAAUGCAAACCAAGGCAGACCCUGCUUAGCAAAGGGGACCAUUCAUGCUUGCUACCACAAGACCAGCUCUCCUACCUUACAGGGUCAAUUUUGGAGAGCUCUCCUACCUUGACAGGGUCAAUUUUGGAGAGAAGAGGAGAAUUAAGCUUGCCAUAUCUGUCAACCAUGGAUGGUGCCUGGACAUGAUAGGAAGUUUUUUCCAGUGGAAUGUUGGUUCUGUUUUUAAUUAUUUCCCCCUCUUUUGUUUUAGCAUGGGGGUGCGGUGGGGUGGGGGGGGGAUUGUUAAAAAUCAAUGCCAAGCCGGGCUUUCAGCAUAAUGAUCUUUCAGUGUCCGUAGCUGCCCUUUCUCCAAAGCUCAUCAUCUUCCAGGCAGUGACCGCAACUUUGGGACGCCCAUCUGGUUGCGGAAGUAUUACUUUGCUUUCCCCGAGCCUCCUUGCCUCCUCCGACAUUUAAAAGGUAAUAUUGUCUUGUGCAGACAGAGGGUGCAGAGAAAAUCAAUGUCUCUGCACUGCGACAUGGUGGUUACAUCUUCCUGAGCACUUUGGCACUGGCUGUGUCAGCCCAGUGGGCAGGCGUUUGUCGAAUCAUCCUUUUAUGGCCACGACCGUCGCUUGGCUUGUAUCGUACGGAGGUGAAACUUAAUUCUGAGAAGAGAAAUGCAUCAGGAAAAUCUUUGAGGCCUGCCGGGGGGGGGGGGCUGUUUUGUCUCACAAAACCUGCCGUUUCACAUGCGGGUGAGGCUGAAGCCCUGUUCACACAUGAUGUUGUGUGCGCGCGCACACAAGCUGUGUACAGUGGCUGGCUUCCAGUUCCAGACUAAUGCGGCAAGGGCAAGGAUGUUGCGCUAGCAAAUUCCGCUAGGACAGCCAGUGUGGUGUAGUGGUUAGAGUGUGGGGCUGGGAGAAAAGGAGACCCGAGUUCGAAUCCCUGUUCAGCCACGAACCUCACUGGGUGACUCUGGGGCCAGUCACGUCUCUCUCAGCCUGACCUACCUCACAGGGAUGUUGUGGGGAUAAACAUAACCGUGGGCGCUGCUUUGGGUUUCUCGGACGUAGAUGUAAAAAUCAUAGAAUAAAAGGAAGUUGGACGCUUGGGUUCCAGAUGAGUGUUGUGCCAUUGUAAUCGAGUGUGCUUGCUUACAUGCCUCCUGUUGUGAACUUUCUUGGUCCAUAUAUGUCACAGCUAUAUAACUGUAUAACUUCUUAAUUGAUUGAUUGAUUGAUUGAUUCUGCAUAGGAGCAACGUAGUAUGGACAAAGGCCAAUGAUGUCAUCAGGAAAACAAGGGGGACUCAAGACCAGAGUCCUCUUCUAAUUUUUUCCAUCUGUGUGUGGAAUGAGUUUUUUUCCAGGUGUCGGUAUCAAGGCAGUGCGCGUGCACCUGCAUUCAGAGGGGGGCCUUCCCCAUUCAAUCUGAGCGGGAUCUUCAAUUAAUGGAGCGGACAUAAAACAACUUGUGUGCACGCCUUAAAGGGACCACGGCUCAAGACUGGUUUGUAAUUAAUAUGGGGAAAGUAGGUAAAUGCCAGGUGUCCAGGAUAUGCCUGAGUAAUAAAUCUGGUUUUUAAAGAUUUUUUCCGAGUCAGAAUGUGGCCAGUUUAUUUUUUAAUUAUUUCAUUUAAUACAUUUCUAUACCGCCCCAAACGCAAGUUCUCUGGGCGGUUUACAAAACAAUGAAAACAGCCAAUAAAAGAUUAAAACAUUUCAACCAUUAAAAUUAAAAAUGUUAAAACUAUUAAAACACAAUUAAAACCUAAUUAAAAUGAAUUAAAAGCCUGGGUGAACAACUGCAUCUUGACUGCCCUUUAAAAAGUUGUCAGAGAUGAGGAGGCUCUUAUUUCAGCAGGAAGUGUGUUCCAAAGCCUUCGGGGCAGCAAUGGAGAAGGCCCGU
Messenger RNA from Hemicordylus capensis (graceful crag lizard), 6249 nucleotides. It is a transcript of the gene TMEM114, whose product is annotated as transmembrane protein 114. The coding region runs from base 210 to 845 and encodes 211 amino acids. The transcript has 5 exons. NCBI's taxonomy places the organism in Eukaryota, Metazoa, Chordata, Lepidosauria, Squamata, Cordylidae. Gene Ontology annotation, cellular component: apical plasma membrane. The record is from RefSeq and is a predicted model, not a curated record.